AUGAAUCGCUGGUUUCGGGUGCUCCUUCACGUCGUGCUUCCGAUUCUGCUGCUCACAGCGGCGGUGCUGCGGAUCAACGCAAUCUCGUUGCUCUACCUCAUUGGCUUUUUCGCUCUCGUGCUUGUGACGCCGAGUCGCCGGCAGCGUCGCGACCAGUCCCAGUCCCAGUCGCAGUACCAGGCCCAGUCGCAAGCCCAGAGCCAAAGUCAGACUGCCAGCGAUGCAAGUGCUCGAGGCUCGGAUGCACGGGCGCGCACGACCCAACGCGAUGCCAUCUGGGAGGAGGACAACGAGGACGAUCGCACUGACGCCCCGGCCGUGUCGCUCCGUCGACCGCUGCUCGCACGCGGCAGUGCAUCAAGCUCGUCGCACCCAAUGUCCAACGUUGCGACUUUCGAGCGAGGUCGCCGAGCGGGACCGGGUCACGCCUCCCGAGCAACCGAUGUCGCCAUCCUUCAAGAUCUCGCCGUGCUGUCAACAGCAGUAUGCAUCGCACAGGCCAUCUUUCAGAUUGUCAUUGCGGCAGACACACCGUACGGAUCGUCUGUGAGUGGCUCGACUGCGAAAACGUUGGCCUAUCUUGGCCUUCCUGUGCUGGACUCGGAUCCCGGUUCCAUUGUGCGACUCAUUGCCCCAGACAUUGUCAUUGCCAUCUUCACUCUGAGUUUGAGGGGCUGGCAAGCGCGCCAGCUCCGCAUCAAGCGAACGGCCACAGCAACUCCGUCAUCGGCAUCGGCAGCGCGCGCGGAGCGACCAGUGUCGCAGUACUCUGUCGCAUCCUCGCGAGGCGCACGAUUUAGUGGCAGCACUGCCCUGAAUAGUGCAUCCGUGUCUCGCAACGCAUCCACCUUAACAAGGCAAGGGACACUGGCGCGGCAGACAAAAGUCGCAAAGCACAGUCUCGCCGCGACGCUGGGCAGCACGUUUUGGGAUGUGCUGAUGUUUAUCUCGCUGUUCCUGGCGGCAGUUGCUUCACCAUCGCUGCUGGCUGCGCCGUUCCUUCUCCUCGUGUUGUUUGGCGCCUGUUGGUACGGCCUGGCGAGUCUGCAUGUUCGCGCCCCGGACGCGGCGGCACCCCGCCCGUUCAAGUCUGCCAGCUUGGAGGCCAUCCCUCCAGCGUGGCAAGUGUGGCUCCAGAACAGAUUCCCAUCGUGGACAAAGUCACGGUUGACGAUUGUGGGAGGCCGACUGUUGGCCGGGUAUGUGGCGUUUUACACCCUGCUGACGUACCUCUACCAGUUCCAGUUCUUCCAAAACGGCAGUGACGCGCAAACGGUGCAGUGGGUGGGCUUGUACCCCGUGGUGAACACGACCUCUGACUAUUCCGUCCCGCAAAUGACGCUCGGAUCCAUCGACUGGUGGUGCUACAUUGAGUUGGUCGCCUUGAUUGCUCUCUACACCACCACCUGCUGUCGCGUCGUUGUCGAAAUGCUCGUCCCGACGGUACCGACUCGAGCCCGACCCGUGUCGACGCUUUUCGGUCGCAUGCCUGCUCGAAUGGCUGCCAUCCGCCUGCCUUCCAUCACAAGUGCGCCAAAGCUUUCGCUCGGCGAGUUUCUGCGUUCUUUGGUUCAGAUGCAAGCCUAUCUGGGGACGUUGAUUCUCAUGCUGUCAUGGGCGGUGGCAUAUCCGAGCUGGCAUGGGUUUGUUCUGCUUGUCUGGUGCUUUCUUGGCUUUCUUUUUCCACGGCAGUUCCUCUUGCGGUCAUUGCCCCUGCUCGUCUUGUACACUGUCGAGAUGGUCAUCCUCGAGUAUCUCAUUGACAUUCCGUCUUUUCCGAACAUGGACGUUGGGUUUUCGGCCAGCAGCAUUCCGUGCCUGAACCUUGGGUUCAAAUUGAUGGCAUGCUGCAUCAUUGCUCUGAACUGUCGGUACCGCAAUUUGCCGCUGGAGGAUGACGGCGGCCUGCUUAUUCGACUCCGUCCAUGGUGGCAGCGCGUGAGCCUGCGACGCGCGCGCUUCAUCCAGGCGUUGCAAGCCCAACAGCAGCAGCAGCAGCAGCCGCCGCCCACGCCCUCCAGCACGGGGCAGUCUCCUUUUGCAGCGCCUUUCCUGGCAGAACCGCUGGACGGUCAUGCUCACUUGGUGGUCGGGCGUUCUGGAAAGAACAGAAUCAGUGCCAUUGUCGAGACAGAUUCGGCCGCACCGAAAUCGCCAUCUCCGACUCCCGUCACCGCGAAAGACUCGACCAAUCCCGUUCCAACGCCCUCACGACUGGAGCGCGUUCGGGUCGUGCUCGGGAAACUGAUCAUCGCCGUGUACAGCUGGGUUUUGUCGUAUGCCUACCAGUUUGCGCUCAUUGGCAUUUUUGUGGCAGCGCUGCAGCUGAUUACACUGUUUAAUGCAGUGUAUCUGCUUGUAUUUGUCCUUUUCUGGUCCUUCCCGCAAGCGGCUGCCAGAUUUUGGGUUUCCCUCGUGCUCUACUCUCAGGCAAUCAUUGUCGCUUGCUACGUUGCGCACUUUUCGUUUGCGGACAGCGUGUCUCCGUCCACCGCUCAGCUUAUUGGAUUGCGCAGAGACGGCAAUCAGUCCUUGCCCGAAACGCUGAAAUGGAAUUUGGUCAUUCUGCUGUUUUCGACCAUUCAGCUCUACGCCUAUCGCUUUGUGGAUCAUCUCAUCGAAGAAAAGCAGGGCCUUGCACAGCUUCAACAAGACCAUCCUGCUGCCUUCGAGUCUGCCGCACCAGGGUUGUCCAAAAUCUCUGCCACGACGGACGGGGUCACGCCUGCCGACCCAGCGAACGCUGUCGCUGCGUUGCCAUCUGCCACAUCCGACCCCGUUGCAAAAUCGGCUUGGUCUGUUGCCCGUUGCGCCAAGCUGCUGACCUGCGUAUUUGAGGACAAUUGGAUUUACGUCUCCUAUGUGCUCAUGUUGGUUGUCAGCUUGUCGGGAACGCCAAGCUUUUUGCGCAUCUCGUACUUGGUCUUGUUUUCCAUUUACUUGUGCAUUUACGAAUGGUUUGCGGUGCGUCGCAAGUUUACCCUCCAGAUCCAAGACAGUGACCACGCGUGCUGCGACCCACACUUGCAAUCCAUUUCGCCAAUCGUCAUUCCUCUCCGCAACGCCUUCCGCGUGGCGCAGGUCUGCACCGGCCUGGUUCUCGUUUUCAUGUACCUGUACCAGUUUAAUGACAUUGCGUCGCGAUGGCAGUCACAGCUCGGAGACUCGUACGUUGCUGCGAUCGGACUGGAGCAGCAUUCAGGUACCAACCUCUUUGUGUACUUCCUGGGACCGGUGGCAGUCUUCCUCGCCACCGUCCUGCAAACGCGCUUGUUUGAAUCACAGCUUCGCGUGCAUUCAGAAGUCCAGCUUCUCCGAGACGGCUUGCGGAACGGCCAGAGUUACUCACGAACGUACUCCCGCGAGUUUUUCGACAUCCAUGAGAGCACCAGCGUGUACGAGCCCUUAGUCGACGACUCUAUCGAGGAUUUGCGGGCGCGGCAUGCUUGGCGCCUCGAGUCCCCGACCUCCUUCCAGACACCAUGGAUGGCCUAUCUGAUUCACAUUGUCGCGCUUGGGAAGAGCUCAGCCAAGUCGCGCGAAACGCUGUGGCCUGCGGCGAUUGCGCGCUUGUAUAAGCGCACGUUGGUGUUGAUUACUCCGCGUGCUGUGCAAAUCACGCUCUUUGUGGCCGCAAUUUCUCGCGUGGACGCCUUUGCCGUUGUCACGAUGCUGCUCCUGCAACUGCAGGUGGCGUCGCGUAAGCUCCGCUCGGUCAGCAUGUUUGUCACGACAGUCUGGUGCCAAGUCGUCCUGAUUGCGUCUCUCAUCAUCAACACGGGUAUCUUCAAGGACUCGGACAUUUGCUUUUCCGGCGACUGUCCGUCCAGCGAAAUCAACGGCACGGCCACCAACGUUACGGACGCAUCCAACGACGCCCGGUGGCUCGGGCUCGUCCAGGACGACGACAUUAGCGUCCACCUGCUGGGUUACAUUUUCUCUCUGCUCUUGAUCGCUCUGAGCGGCGCCGCUUCCCGCUGGAAUGUGGAAAUGCACGAAGAAGAGCGAACCAGUCGCGGCAUCUCCAACAUUCGCAGCUUGUACGAAACUCCGCCGGCCUUUGUGGCCUCCAAGCUCAAGACAGUUGCCGAGGGCACGCAGCUUCAAAUGGACGCCGAGUGCGCGCUUCCGCAGUUUUUGGAUGCGGAAUGUGCCGCUCGCCGUCUGCCUUCCCGCUCUGGCGCACCCACUCCCCUGUCCACUCGAAUGCGCUUGCUCUCCAUCCUAAACCGGCUUCCGUUUUAUCUGACCUACGACCUGUCCGUGGGCCUGUGCGUCAUUGCCGCGUUCAUUCGCCUCAACGUCGUCUCGCUCGUCUACAUGCUCUUUGUGGUGAUCUUUCUGGCCGCCAAGGUGGAAACAGUCUCGCGGCGGGUGUGGAAGCCCUUCAUCUUCCUGAUGGCCCUUGUCCUGUGGCUUGAGUUUUUGACGGUCGUUGGUUGGAUGCCAUCCUUGCACUACGUCUUCCCAUGGCAACACUACACGCAAGCCUGGCAACAAGCGGCGGUCCACUGGUUGUAUCUGCCUCCAGAUCAAGACGUCUACCCACUGAUAGUCGACUUUGUUGUGCUGCUGGUGGCAAGCAUCCAGCUCCAGAUUUUCAGGACAGCGCGGUCGACUCAGUCUGCGACGGCUCGAGUCGAUUCAAGUCUAGCUGAGGCACUUGAUGACAAAGGCUUGCUUUCACGAUUCGCCAUGUUUGUCGUUGCACACUUCUUCUGGGUGGUGGUGACCUUCACUUUCAUCACGGGCAUCUCGUCAAAGGACUUGCUGCACCUCGGAUACAUUGUUGGCUCGUUCUACUUUUUCAGUGUGGGCGAUCGCGUGUUUGCGGGCGACGACCGCAUCCGCACGCGCAACUGGAACUUGUUGAUUGCCUACAACGUGUUUGUCAUGACGGCUCGCUUGCUGUUCCAGCUGCCGUCCUGCAUCAUUGACUUUUCGUCCAUUACGUCGACGGCAGAUGACGCCCUGUCUGUCAUUGGCUUCCGGCAUGGAUUUGCCGUCGACUCGUCAGGCUCCGACUCGUUUGGCUGCGCAUCCAACGCAGACAACGUUUGGACGCCAUCUGGCGCCGUGUUUGAAAUCGUCCUGUUCUUCUUGCUGCUCGCACAACGCCGCUUGUUUGAUUCGACCUUCACCCAAGCUAUCGUGCAAGAGCGCUCGCAAUCGACAGAGAAGGCUCUCAAGCACGCCAUCACCCUGACGCUCCGGCUUCAAGCGGCGCUCGAGAAGGAGCGCGCAGACGAGAUGGCGGCGCCAAUCCGCACUCGCAAGCGUAUCGCACAUCUCGCUCGCAAGCGCAUUGACGCGAUUGAACGGGGCGAGCAGACGGGGCACAUGCUGUUUGCCACUCCUGCAGACAUGUAUGCGGACGAGCACGAGCUCCAUCAGUCGCAAACCUUUUCCCGACCGCCGGGAGCCAGUGCUGCGUCGGCUUCGGCCGCCGUUCCCGGCACGCCGCCGCGUUCUGCGUCCUUCCUGCAGGGCGAUGGUGCCACAUCCACAAGUCCAAGCACACCAUCAUCGCAGCAGCAGCAGCGCCGCACUCCCCGACCACUCCAGAUUCAGGGUGGUAGCUUGCGGGACACUACCCUUCUUCGUCAAGCGUACGACACGUCUGCAGCAUCCACCGCUGGCGCCGAAACAGGAUCGUUGGCUGGCCAUGAAAGCGACGCGUCGCAUGCUCGCAACCCUCGUCGGUUGACCUCGAGCGCUUCAAUUCUCUCUGAAUCUGCCAUAUCGAUGCAACGCGUCCGCGAGAUUGCCUCCAUCCCUGCCGAUCUAAAUGAGAGUGUCGUUCAGAUGCGCGCGCGCAGCGCCUCCAGCGCGACUGCCUUGAGCCGCACCUCGGCCGCAACGUCGUCGUCCUCGUCGACUGCCUCAACCAUCAGGUCUUGGUUGAAUGUCGAGCGCAUCAUCGAGCUGCUGCAACGUUUGUCUCUGCGCCUCGAUGUGGACGAAGAUCAAUAUCCAGACGGUCUCGUCGUCGCGGCAGCCUCCAAAGCGCCGAGCGACGAAGCUCAACGUGGUCACUUGCUUCUGGAAUACAAUACCCCGCAGUCCCCGAAGAGUGCUGCCAUCCCCGCAUUUUCGCACGCCACAGUCCCAUCAAUCCGCUCGAUUGAAAAGCCCGAUGACGCACAAAGUGACACGGCACCUAGCAACCGGCCUGCUCGCGAGGAUGGCGCAGCAGCAGCUGCCGCUGCACCGGUUGCGUCGCAAGCGGUUCGCUUCUGGAGGGCGCUGUAUCUUGCUUUCAUUGCUCAGUCCAACAUUGUGUGCUUUACAAUGAUGGUCCAGGACUUUUUGGUCAACGAAAACGUGCUGUCACUCGUGUACCCGAUUGCCAUCUUUUUGGUGCUGCCGCUCUAUCGACCACGCGCCCCGCCAAUCUUUUGGAAGUUUUUGAUCUACUACACCGAGUUUAUGAUUUUGAUCAAGUUCUUGUUCCAAUUCGACGCAUGGUCGUUCAACCUGACAACGGAUGUAUCGAGCGCAGUCUACAUCAUUGGCAUUGAUCGCUCCACCUCAAACUACUAUGCCGCUGAGCUGUCGGCCGAUCUGCUGGUGCUGUUGGCGCUCUUGUUACAUCGCGGCAACUUGCAGCUGACCGGCUUUUGGGCGACUCAGCAAACCUUCCGCGAGUAUCUUGCUUUGUACGGCGCAUCCUCGCAAAUCGAUCCUCGGCUCUUCCAAGGGGACCCCAACGCCACAAGCCAGGCAAGCCAUGCCACACUGGAUGCAGGCACUCACACUGACUAUGACGAGGGCGAUGAUGACGAUGAUGAUGAUGAUGAUGAUGACGACGACGACGACGACGAAGACUCUGAGCAUCUCAACGAGUCAAGCAUGCUGGAAGACGGUAGCUAUGGCGACCAGGAACAGCAAAGCCUCGAAGCCGACGAGGAGCUUGGCCACAUGGACGAAAGCGAUGAGGCUGACGCAUCUGGCCAAGCAACAAUGAUGGACGGCAAUGAUGCACAGGACAAGAUCAGCCGUCGGCCGCGGUGGACCGACCCAAUCGUGGCAUUCUGGACGGCUGCGUUCGACACGCAGUUCCUCCCCUCCAGGGACUUUUAUGCACCCAUGAUUGCGUUUGACGUCAUUGCCUUUAUUCUGAUGGUGUUCGGCUGGUCGGCCUUCGCGCCAGACGACAACACCUUCUCGUACUACCUGUCCACAAACCAGGUUCCGCUCACGUUUGUUCUCGUGCUCAUCCUGCAGUUUGUGCUCAUCAUUGUGGACCGUGUCAUCUACUUGCACCACUCCAUUCGAGCCAAGCUGGUUCUCCAGUGGAUUGUCGUCCUGACCGUCCAUGUUGUCAUUUUCUUUGCGCUCCCAAUUGCCGUCACCCACCGAGCUGCAUCCACGUCGUCCAUCCUGAUGGCGUGGUACUUUUUCAAGUGCGGCUACUUGGUCAUGAGCGCGUAUCAGAUCAAGCACGGCUAUCCGACCCGCAUCUUGGAGAACUUUUUGACCAAGCACCCUGGAACGGUCGGCCACUUGCUCUUCAAGGUGUACCGAGUGAUUCCAUUCUUGUCGGAAUUGCGCGCCAUUACAGACUGGACGGCCACCCGCACGACGCUGGGUCUGUACCAGUGGUUUAAGCUGGAGGACAUGAACAACAUUCUGUACAACAACCAGGCUCGCCUUGAUGAGCUCAAGCGGAACCAUCGGCGGCUCGGCGCACAUCGCUCGAGACUGCACAAGUUUGGCGUGGGCGUGCUGGCGAUCUGCGCCAUUGUCUUUAUCAUUUGGCUACCGCUGCUUCUGAUUGCGCUUGUCACGCAGACAUCCGAGUCCAAUUUGCCGACAACCGUGUCUGUGACGUUGGAGAUUAGCGGAUUCGAGCCCUUGUUCACCAUGACCUCGUUGCCGCAAAACACCCGCUCGCUCACCGAUACCGAGCUGCAACACAUCUCGUCCACGUAUGGCGACGACAUUACCAAUUAUGACGCAAAGGAUGUGACGAUCAGCGUGUUUUCGCCCGAGGCACGCAGCGUCUGGACGGUCAGCCCGCCUGGGCGGCUCAGCCUGGUGCAGCAGCUCCAAAACUCCACGACUGACAUGCAGCUGGUCUUCUCUUGGGCGGUGACUCGCGCCAAUGCGGCGUCCCAAGUCGCGUCGCAAACCGUGACUGGCAGCCAGCUUUCGCUUCUCGCGCCCAACUCCACCCUCCGGCUGCAAUUGUACGACAUGCUGGCCGGCAGCGCCACGAACAGCACCAUUACUGCUGCGCGCAUUGACCGGCUCUUCCCCAUGUUUGUCACAGCGAGCGCAUCGGGCGUUGCGUCCGGUUUGACGUCACAGGGAUAUGGAGAUGCAUUUGCUGAUUGCAAUGUGACGAUUUCUCGAGCCAGCUCAUCGAGCUCGUUGCUCAGCGGCCCACCAGACAGCAGCAGCAGCAGCAGCAGCAGCAGCAGCAGCAGCAGCAGCAGCAGCGACGCGCUCCAAUCUUUGCAAGACACAAUCGACAUCGAGGAGUGGUGGUCGCUGCGCGCCAACUCGCCCCCGCCCGUACAGUUUUCGCCCUCCGUUCCGCACAAAUGGAUUUACUUGUUUGUUCUCAACGACAAGACCGCCAAUCCAGAGUUUACCUUCUUGAUGAGCUAUGGCAUUGUGGGCUUGUACGUGGUGGUGAUUACUGUCAUUGGCAAGUUUGUCCGUCUCGCCAUCGACAAUGCCUCGACGAAAAUCAUUUACGAGGAAAUGCCCAACGUGGACCAUCUCAUGUACCUGUGCAAUGACGUUUACUUUGCUCGCGAAACGGGCCACUUUGAUCUGGAAGAGGUUUUAUUUACCGAGCUCGUGACACUGUUCCGCUCGCCCGAACUGCUCCUCAAGUGGACUCAGCCGAGUGGUCUUGAUGAAGCUGAAGAUUCAGCUUUCUAGGCGGUUGGGUGUACAUUGACCUGGAUGUUUUGUUUUUAAAAAAUAUGUUGUUGAAAGGGCUUUUGUUUUGUUGUGUAUUGGUUUUUGUGUUUGUGUGUGUGUGCGUCGUGUUGCCACAGGAUUACAUCUUUUCAAACGU
Messenger RNA from Capsaspora owczarzaki ATCC 30864, 9034 nucleotides. RefSeq lists its product as hypothetical. The record is from RefSeq and is a predicted model, not a curated record. Lineage: Eukaryota; Filasterea; Ministeriida; Capsasporidae. Gene Ontology annotation, biological process: detection of mechanical stimulus; regulation of membrane potential; cellular response to mechanical stimulus. Gene Ontology annotation, cellular component: membrane. The coding region runs from base 1 to 8895 and encodes 2964 amino acids. The transcript is spliced from 6 exons. Gene Ontology annotation, molecular function: mechanosensitive monoatomic ion channel activity; monoatomic cation channel activity.